Messenger RNA from Mirounga angustirostris (Northern elephant seal), 3516 nucleotides. It is a transcript of the gene TMEM265, whose product is annotated as transmembrane protein 265. Gene Ontology annotation, cellular component: membrane. The transcript is spliced from 5 exons. The record is from RefSeq and is a predicted model, not a curated record. NCBI's taxonomy places the organism in Eukaryota, Metazoa, Chordata, Mammalia, Carnivora, Phocidae. Bases 1038 to 1367 code for a protein of 109 amino acids.
GCCCCUGUUCGUUUUUACAUUUUCUUUGGUCUCAACUCCCUGGACCCUCUCCUUGCAUUCUCCCCCUAAUGACUGUAUCUGUGUUUACCUCAUCAGUUCUUUCCUCAUACUCACUCUCCUGCAGCCUUGUGGCAGAGAUUCUUUGGGCUCUGUUUAUCUUGCCUCCUUUCACUCUAUCCUUUAUUGCUUGUGUUCAGAGAACUGUAAAUGGCUCCGUUUUGUGUAGGAUGUAGGGGGAUGGUUGGAGAUGAGGGUGGAAAGGUGGUUUGAUGCCAUGGCUCAGAGGACUUGAGAAGUUAGGGAGAUGAGGAAUGAUUAAGCAGGUUUCUGUGUGGGUUAUGAGGUCAUAGUGUUAAUCUGAAUAUAUUGUGUGGCCUGGGUUAAAAUGGAGAGAAGAGGUGGCAGGGAGUCAGCAUAGCGAAGGAGGCCCAAUUUGGGGAGGUAAGGUUUUUCUGAUGUUCAGCUUCCUCAACUAUGAAGAGAGCUUAGAUGGGUCCUUUCUCCCUCUUUUCCCCCAUCCCUGUGUUUUCAUCCACUGUUUUCACAUGAAGUGGCUGCUCUGCUUGAAGUGGGGUACCAGGGCUUAGGGUGCCAUUUUGUGACCCCUCCUUAAUCUUCAAGGGCAGUUUCUGAGGGACUUCAGAGAAUUUUAAGGCCCUUUGAAAUACAGUUUAAAAUCACUGAUUUGUGUAGUCUGAUUCCUAGCAGCUUUUGAGAUUGUGUUUCUCCUGCUUGUCAGUGUGCACCUGUCGUUUUGUUUUUCCCUACUUGUCAAAACAGUUAAGUAAUACAGAUAAUGCUGUGUUGGUGCCGGCUUGCCUUUAAAGACUCAGAAUCUUAGGCUGAGAAAAAAGGAUUCUGGCCGCACAUUUCCGCUCUUUGGUCUCUGAGUCAGGAGGGGAAUUCCCCAGUAAGGCAGCAUUCCUGAGAGUUGGGCCAGGUCACGAGGACACAUCAGAGAGGGGUGGAGUCUGACCCAGCCAGGCCGACAGCUCAGUUGUUGGGCUUACAAUUACCUUGACUAUCGCCCACAGGUGAUGGAGGACGAGGAGAAGGCAGUGGACACCUUGGUGAGCAACAUGGGAGCUGCUCAUUCUCCAUCCCCCAUCCGCUGCUGCUGGCUCCGCCUCCGCUACUUGGCAGCUACUAGCAUUAUCUGUGGCUGCUCUUGCCUGGGAGUCGUGGCCCUUGUGUUUGCCAUCAAGGCGGAAGAGCGGCAUAAGGCAGGCCGGUUCGAGGAGGCAGUGCACUGGGGGGCCCGGGCCCGGAACUUCAUCCUGGCCAGCUUUGCCGCCUGGCUUGCUGUCCUCAUUCUGGGCCCCCUGCUUCUGUGGCUGCUUUCCUACGCCAUCGCCCAGGCUGAGUGACCCUGGGUGGCCUCUGCUGAGAGUCAGCGAGACCUCCUGGAUCCUGCAGUGCGGCAUUGCUAGGGUCUGAGGCUGGCAGUGGUCCUUCCUGGCUGGAAGGAUGGUGCCUCUCUCAAAGGUCUUUGGAAGAACUCUUCUAGACCUUUCUAAAAGGAGGCAGCAGCUGAAACUGUUGAAGGGAGGCCAGCCUGCUCUGUUCUUUCAGUGCCCACCAUCCCCUAUUUCCCCCAGCCUACUACAUCCUAGGGGCCUCGACCCAGAGGUGGGGUUGAAGACCAGGCCUGAUUUUAUUAGAAUUUGUUUUGUAAUAAAAAUCUUUUUUAGUGGUGAAAUGUUCCUGUCUAAUUGUUGUUCCCCUACUUUCCCCGGGCCCUUGGCAAGAGCCAGACUGGACAUCUGACUGAUGGCAAAAGUCUGCGUUUUCCCUUACUUAGGAGCUCCAAGAGGAUUUUUCUUUUUUCCUUCUCCUAUGCUUGCGCUAAUUGGCUGCUUCUGAAGUCCCGCCCCAGCGUCUCAGCCUUAGGUAACUCCGAGCUCCAACGCCCGCGCCAGCCUCGGGACUCUCCGCUUCCUAUUGGACUACCAAUUUCCAAUCGGAAGGGUUUUUGAACCUCAGUCUUCACGCGGCGCUGGCCAUUGGCGGACAGGAUGGGGGCGGGGCCUGGGGUCGUUGCCGGCGCCGCCCGGGUGUAAGGCCCCCACCACCUUCAGAAUGACGCUGGACGUGGGGCCGGAGGAUGAGCUGCCCGACUGGGCCGCGGCCAAGGAGUUUUACCAGAAGUACGACCCUAAGGACGUCAUUGGCAGGUUGCUGUGAGGAUGGGAAGAAUUAGUAUGAUAGUCUUAGAACACCUCCUGGCACAUGGUAAGUGGUCAACACAAGUGUGUUACUACGUUUUUUUUUUUUAAGAUUUUAUUUAUUUAUUUAUUUGAGAGAGAGAGAAUGAGAGACAGAGAGCACAAGAGGGAAGAGGGUCAGAGGGAGAAGCAGACCCCCCGCUGAGCAGGGAGCCCGAUGCGGGACUCAAUCCCGGGACUCCAGGAUCAUGACCUGAGCCGAAGGCAGUCGCUUAACCAACUGAGCCACCCAGGCGCCCCCCCCCUUUUUUUUUUAAAGAUUUUAUUUAUGUGUGUUACUACAUUUUAAAAAGAUCACUCUGGCUCUUGUGUAGAGAAUGGAUAGGAGGGGAACAAGAAUGGAUGUGUAGAGACCAGUUAGGAAGCUGUUGAUUGAUUCAGGCAAGAGAUGGUGAUGGUUUAGGUUUGAAUGGUGGUGGUAGAGAUGGGGAGAAGUGGAUAGAUUGAGGUGAUGAUUUGAAGAGAGACUGAUACAGAUUUCCUCAGAGACCGGAUAUGGGCCAUAAGAAGAAGGGAAGGAAACAAGAAUAAUGUCUAAGGUUUGGGUUUGAGCACCUGAGUACCAUUUUCUGAAAUGAAGAUGGCCAAGGAGGAUUGGACUGCCAGGAGGGCCAAGCAAGUCAAGAGUUCAAUUUUGGAGAUGUGAACUUUGAGAUCUCCAACUGGAGCUGCCAAGUAGGUACAUGUGUCUGCAGCUUGAGAGAGAGCUGGACUAGAGCAAUAAAUUUGGGAGGCAUUAGCAUAUACGUAGUAGCUGGUGAGAAGAUACAUGGGGAGAGGUGAAAGGGGUCAAGCUCAGGCCCUGGGGCAUGUCACCAUUAGGGGGUUAGAAAAGGAGGAGUCAGCAAGGGAGACUAAGGAGAGAGCAUCUGUGAGUUAGAAAUAAAAACACAAAAAGAAUGUGCUUCUAGAAGGUUGGCGUGGUCUGCUGUGAUCAGUACUGCUGAGGCCAGGAAAGCAGAAAGGGCUAUAACUAUUAGAUUUGUUCAGACUCCUUUCAGAUAUCACAUGGAGAUAUUAAAAAGGCCUUUGGGAUCAGGAAUUCUGGAAAGGAACCAAGGUUUGAGGCAGUGCGGUGGGAGCCGUUUGUACAAAUGGUACUUAAAUGCCCCGGGACUGGAUGGAGGUCAUCAGGGAGAAAGAGUAUCUGGAAAAGAAGAGAGCUGAGAUCCAAGUCCUAAGCUGAUGCAGGGUUUCAGGACCAGGUGAGGCUAGGAGAGCCCUUAGGGCAGAACAGUGGUUCCACUUCCAAGGGGCGCAGAAAGAUCAGUUUUGGAGAAAGCAGAUCAGG